This is a messenger RNA of Leptonychotes weddellii (Weddell seal), 726 nucleotides long. The record is from RefSeq and is a predicted model, not a curated record. NCBI's taxonomy places the organism in Eukaryota, Metazoa, Chordata, Mammalia, Carnivora, Phocidae.
AUGUUCCGGAUCAUUCGGGCCCGUUCAUUCCGGUUCACCUGUGUGUUCUUUACAUUCCACACCUUCCACCUGGAGAGCGGCCACGACUACCUCCUCAUCACCGAGAACGGCAGCUUCUCGCAGCCCCUGAGACAGCUGACCGGCUCGCGGUUGCCAGCCCCCAUCAGCGCCGGACUCUAUGGCAACUUCACUGCCCAGGUCCGCUUCAUUUCUGAUUUCUCCAUGUCCUACGAAGGAUUCAACAUCACUUUCGCAGAAUAUGACUUGGAGCCCUGCGAGGAGCCUGAGGUCCCAGCCUACAGCAUCCGGAAGGGCCUACAGUUUGGCGUAGGCGACACCUUGACCUUCUCCUGCUUCCCCGGGUACCGUCUGGAGGGCACAGCCCGCAUCACGUGCCUGGGGGGCAGACGGCGCCUGUGGAGUUCGCCUCUGCCAAGGUGUGUUGCUGAGUGUGGGAAUUCAGUCACGGGCACUCAGGGCACAUUGCUGUCCCCCAACUUUCCUGUGAACUACAAUAACAACCACGAAUGCAUCUACUCCAUCCAGACCCAGCCGGGGAAAGGCAUUCAGCUUAAAGCCAGGACGUUUGAACUGUCAGAAGGGGAUGUCCUCAAGGUAAAACCAAUAGAUCUCAUAGAGGAUGUAAGUGACAGUAGGCAACAGUGCGCUCAGCACCUACUCAUUUACUUCUGUGGGAAUGACCCAAACGUUCAUCUUCCCUCCUGA